UACGUAUAUAUGUAUAGUCUAUGGUCUGACACUUGACGUUUAGCAUCGCUGAGGAAGUCACCGCUCAACAUACAUUCAACUGUCGCUCUUUGAAUGAGUUUCUCUGUAAAAUACGAGUUAAAACACGAAGCUAACCGAAACAAAAAGACGACAGCAAACCACCCGAACAUCGAAGAUGACGCAGGAAAAUAUUUUUGUCUUCGUUCCCAAUUUAAUUGGUUACGGCCGCAUUGUGUUGGCUCUGGUUUCCUUCUACCUGAUGCCCUGCUGUCCGUGGCCCGCCGUCUUCUGCUACCUGCUCAGUGCUCUGCUUGAUGCUUUUGAUGGCCACGCUGCACGGGCACUCAAUCAGUCCACUAAGUUUGGAGCCAUGAUGGACAUGCUGACUGACCGCUGUGCCACCAUGUGUCUGCUGGUGAAUCUGUCCCUGCUAUACCACUACUAAACUUUCCUGUUCCAGAUCAGCAUGUGUGUGGACAUAGCCAGCCACUGGCUGCACCUGCACAGCUCGACAAUACACGGAUCGGCCAGUCACAAGUCCAUCGACCUCUCCGACAACCCUAUCCUUCGAAUCUACUACACAUCCCAGCCAGUGCUGUUUGUGAUGUGCACUGGGAACGAGCUCUUCUUCUGUCUGCUCUACCUUCUCCAUCACAUCCAGGAACCUGCAGCAUGGCUCUACUGGCUGCAGGGACUGUGCUUUAUCAUCUGCGUGGUGAAGACCGGCAUCAGCCUCGUGCACCUAGUCACCGCCUCCCAGAACAUGGCCGCCCUCGACGUAGCCGAGCGGGAGGCAAAGAGGAAGACGCAGUGAGAGAGAGGAGUGAGUGAGAGCCUCAGUAACAAAUCCACCACGGUUUUUAUUUAUUACUAUUAUAAGGGUUUAACGGUAGACUUUGUGCACUUAAAUACGGCGUGAAACACAUCACUUCAGUUUGUCUGACAACUUCAGAAAGACAGAAAGUUUAUGACCAAAUAUUGCAAAUUAGAUGUGUCUCAAAACAAGAAAACAAGAGUUCAACAGUUUCUACAGUUGAUUUUUCUCUGAUUUAUUUUACAAACAUACGCUGUUGACAGGUUUGACACUUUGGUGAUAUGACAAUAAAUGCAGUGAGAAUUAUGUGUCAAAAUUGAUCUCCCAAUAUCAAAGGUCAUAUAUUGUAAAAGAAGACUUUCAUAAGCAUCACCCCGUACUAGAUGGAUGUAUGAAUGGGCAGUCAGUAUUUUCAGUUUGUCCCUCUUAUGUAUUUUUUCACAUCUGAGUCACAGUUUCAGCUCAUAAAAUUAGUUUUAUUUAGACAGUCUGUCUUUUCUGGCUCAGGGUUUCCCAGAGUUUUUCAAAGUGAUGGAAGAAAUUAUGCCAUUUUUAUCAAAUAUAAUAUUAAGCUUCAGAAGAAAAAAAGGAGCAGACACACAGCAAAGGCCGCAUAUUUAAUGACUGAUGUGGCGGGUUUAACUGGCGCCUAAUAACUAUAUUGAUAAGGAGGAUCCGUCUGAUCCAGCUUUGAUUGAUUAAAUGAUCACAUUGUAGUGUUGUUUUGCCGUGUUAAAUUAGAGCAGCAUGUCACAAUGUCAGAAGAAAUUAAAAAUGUCUGAGACAAACCGUUCACUCAGUCACCUCCUGCGCUACAGAUCAGACACCAGGCUGAAAUCAGUCUCUGUGGAGUUGAAGUUAAAAGUUCAUAUUGAUUUUGCAACAGCCAGCCAAUCUAGUGCGAGGAAACCCUGGAGCUAUCAUGUUUGCUUUGAAUGAAAAAUCCUCGUCCCAACUUUAGAAACAUGUUAAAAAAUGUUGUUUAUUGAGCAGCAGAAGAUGAUUUGAAGAGUGUUUACAAAUCCUGGAGAAACCUUCAGAGCUGCACAAAAUGCUGUUAAAGAGGACCUAUUCUGCUCAUUUUCAGAUUCAUCCUUGUAUUUUGAGUUUCUACUAGAACUUGUUUACAUGCUUUAAGGGUCAAUGGUUAUUUUCCUCAUACUGUCUGUGCUGGAACACCAUCUGAAGUGUUCCAUUUUAGUGCCUGUCUCCUGAGCCCUCCUCCCAAAAGAGUGUUUCCAGGUCUUCAUUAUCUGUACCAUCAUUGAGCCGGGGGUGACUGUAACAGAGUACAGCGGCACUUUCUAACAUGAACAAUUACCAAUAAAAGCUUCUAAACCAAAUCUUUGCAUCCAGACAUCUUCCAGUAGGAGUAUGAUCUGAAAUCGGUGAGAAAUAAACAACAUCAGCAAGCAGGAUUCCAUGUUUCCUGACAUUAGCAUGUAGCUCAUGUAGCAGUGUGUUGGAAACACUUGCUGUAGCGUGCCUGGUAAUCAUGCAUGGGUCAGGGUUUUUAAACCUGCAUCAGCCCAACCCAUUACGAGAGCCAGUUCGCCCCACCUGCCUCGCAAAUCACCUGAACCCAACCCAAAAACCAGAGCUGAAAGUUUGGGAAAUAAUAUCCAACUUGCUUUUAGCUGUAUUGUGUGUCAAUAUCAGUAAAUAUCACAAUGUAAAAUGUGCGUUUUUUGUUUAAAAAGUACAAAAGUAGGUAGACAGCAAGUACUCACUCAUCAUUUGAGUGGUUAGGUCUCCAAUGUGAUCUUUAGAGCACAGCUGAUAUCAUACGUGGUUUGUUUACAUGAGCUCCCAGCUGAUCGGUACAGUUGUUUGAUUGUUUACAUGAUGUAACAUAAGAGAGGCUUGCUUGCUGUUAGGACACAGUGUUAGUCCUGCAUAUUCUCAGAGGGAAAUAUUUAUAGUGGACUGGAGAAAUUUAAUAAGGUCAAAUAGCGUAUAACAGAAACUCGAGCGCAGCAGGGCUGAUGAUGAAGCCGCUUGCUGUGUGUGAUUGGGAGAGACAGAGAGAGGGGAAGAGAAGGUGAAAGGUGGACUGCUGCAGUGUUUCUGUAAGUUAUAACUUACUCAGAAUGCUGCUUUGUCACUUUAAGAUCCACUCAAGAGAAACCAACAAUAUUUUUUAACCCAAACCAUCCAACGCGCAGGUCAGCCCACAGAACCCAAGGGUUGUGGGUCGACCCGUGCAUCACCAGUGCAUAGAGCAGAUGACCACAUGAAGAAAUGCAUCAUGAGCUGGCGUCAGCUUGUCCCCAAAAAAAGUAGAAGAAAAACUUAAGAAACAGAGUAUUCCUAAUGGUCUGAGACCAUUCUUACAAAGAUUACUUUUACAUUAAUCUACCACAUCAUUUGAAGCUUUGGCCAAAUUCAGUGUGAACGUCGGACACUGUGACAUUAUAGAUAUGACAGAAAAUAAGAGAAGGUAUAAUGGGUCCCCUUUAAACAACCUUGUGGGUUUUAUGUUUUAGAGGGACUCAUCUUUAACUCUGUGACAAGGAUGUAAUGAUGAUACAUAAGAAGCACAAACUAGAAAUGUUAUAACUGUUACACACCUUCAUGAUCCUAACUCCUUUUUUCUUUCAAUGAUGUCUUAACAUGCCUCAGCAGAUGGCUCUUUGUAGCAUUUUCAUUUCCUUGAAUUCUGAUAAUCAUGAAAGUUGUUGAGCAGUCAAAGACGGGGAGUUUAAUAUUCACACUGGAUGUUUGAGAAAUGAAUCUGUAGAGGCCAGAGACAGCAACCACAGUGAAGUUCUGGUGCUCCUAUACCACAUUUAGAUCACGAGUCAUUUUAUGUGAAGCUGCUCGUGUUUUACAGCCACUCUUUUGUCCAGUUUGGUUGUACUCAUCUGAAACAUCUGGAAGUUCGAAUAUGAAAAAGACAAUCAGGCUAAAGCGACUAUAAAAUAUGUUUAUUAAGAAAUGUAUCAUUUUGAAAAAUGAUAGUCAAACGAAAUAUAUAACGUGAAAUCAAAAGAAGCUAAAACAUAUUACUGAGACUAUAUAUA
Epinephelus fuscoguttatus (brown-marbled grouper) is the source of this 3837-nucleotide messenger RNA. RefSeq names its product CDP-diacylglycerol--inositol 3-phosphatidyltransferase-like. Gene Ontology annotation, molecular function: CDP-diacylglycerol-inositol 3-phosphatidyltransferase activity. The transcript is spliced from 6 exons. Gene Ontology annotation, cellular component: membrane; Golgi apparatus. NCBI's taxonomy places the organism in Eukaryota, Metazoa, Chordata, Actinopteri, Perciformes, Serranidae. The record is from RefSeq and is a predicted model, not a curated record. Gene Ontology annotation, biological process: phosphatidylinositol biosynthetic process.